CGUGCCAGAAAGCAUAAGUAGGUAUCCAGGUAGUAAAUGCCUCGACGGGCUUUUCUCAUCGCGUUUGGGUGCUCACCUUGUCUACCUCAGACUACGAGGAUACCUUAGGUACUUUAACCAUUCAGCAUCGCUGGUAACAUCAUCCUCAACAAUCCCAUGGCUGACCCAUUCACUGCGGUCGGUUUGGUUGCCGGCAUUCUCGGCAUUGUGGGCGCCACACUCUCAACCCUCACGGCCCUUAGAGAAGCGAUUGGCAACUUCAAGGGCGCAUCGAGCACACUGAGCAACCUCACUGAACACAUUGACAAUAUCGAGCAGCUCCUGUCGUCACUCAGGACAACGCUCGGUCCUACGGAUGACGCAAGUCUCCCACCGGGGCUGAGAACGUGUCUGGAGAGCCUCAGGCCAUCUCUGACCCUCCUGGACAAGGCGUGCCGGGAUUUUAAGACCAAGCUCUCGGAGGUUUUGCCGCCUUCUGGUGACAAGAAAAUCGGGACAUUCGGCAAGAUUCGUCUGCACUUUGAGGACAAGGAAAUCCAAGUCUUCCGGAGCCGCAUCGAAUGCCACAAGUCCACCUUGGGUGUUGCGUUGAACCUGGCGACAUAUGUGCUGUCCAAAGACAACAGAGAGGAUGCGCACGAUAUCAAGCGCGCCAUCACGGCCACAAGAAGCGAAAUCGGAGGCGAGAUUCGCGGCCUAAAGAUCGCUCUGGAAUCCCUCUCUCUUGCUGAGCUGGGGGUCAAGAACCAGUCCGUCAUUGAGGUCCUGGGGGGCGAGCAUAACACGGCCCUCGAGACAUGCCUGACGACGUGCAAAAGCGCCGAGGAGGCGGUGGAGGCCCUGACGUCGUUGCGAGUGGGUGCCGUCCAGCACAAUCAGAACGCCCGGCUUGCCAUGGCGGGGACCGUCGGGACGGUUACGACGCGGUCACAGGGCAUGAGAGUCGACCGCAUUACCGGUGGCGGGAAUGCGACGCAGAUGGUUCUUCAGGAGGUCGGCGCUGAUGCUGUUCAGGGCCUAUUUGGGGGGUUCUGGGAUUCUAAGCCGCCGAGCAAGUAGGAUAAUAUAUCGUGGACGGGGUGAAUUGUUUGACUCGGGUAGAAGAGCCCUGGAAGAAUGCAGCGCCCGUUUAAGCCGAAAUGAUCGUAGUCGUUAUCUAGAGCGAAGGUACCUACCUAGGUAGGUAAGGUAAGGUAGGUACCUAGGGAAUAACGGAAAACUAGAAACGUAAAUAAAAAUGGAAAGAUUUGUG
Messenger RNA from Chaetomium fimeti, 1252 nucleotides. RefSeq lists its product as uncharacterized. The record is from RefSeq and is a predicted model, not a curated record. The transcript is spliced from 2 exons. Lineage: Eukaryota; Fungi; Ascomycota; Sordariomycetes; Sordariales; Chaetomiaceae. Bases 157 to 1059 code for a protein of 300 amino acids.